Messenger RNA from Elephantulus edwardii (Cape elephant shrew), 1290 nucleotides. It is a transcript of the gene ASZ1, whose product is annotated as ankyrin repeat, SAM and basic leucine zipper domain containing 1. Gene Ontology annotation, cellular component: pi-body. The transcript has 12 exons. The record is from RefSeq and is a predicted model, not a curated record. Gene Ontology annotation, biological process: piRNA processing. The coding region runs from base 1 to 1290 and encodes 429 amino acids. Gene Ontology annotation, molecular function: protein binding. Lineage: Eukaryota; Metazoa; Chordata; Mammalia; Macroscelidea; Macroscelididae.
AUGGCGGCGGGCGCGGUGUGGGGUCUGCCCGUGGCCGGAGGAGGCGAGAGCAGCGAGAGCGAGGAUGACGGCUGGGAGAUUGGCUCUCUGGACCGGAGAUCUCGGAAGUUACCAGGACCAUUGCCUACUGAAGAAAAGAAUGAAAUAUUUAAGAAAGCAUUGGCCACUGGAGAUACUCUGUUGGUCCAGGAGCUUUUAGAUUCUGGCAUUAGCGUCGAGUCCAGCUUUCGGUACGGAUGGACUCCACUUAUGUAUGCUGCUAGUGUUUCUAACGCUGAGCUGGUGCGGGUCCUCUUGGACAGAGGUGCAAAUGCAAGUUUUGAAAAGGAUAAACUGACUGUUUUGAUAACAGCGUGUUCUGGUCGUGGCUCCCAAGAACAGAUCAUAAAGUGCGUAGAGCUACUACUUUCAAGAAAUGCUGAUCCAAAUGUUGCUUGUAGGAGACUCAUGACCCCGCUCAUGUAUGCGGCCCGUGAUGGCCACCCUCAGGUUGUUGCACUUCUUGUCGCUCACGGAGCAGAAGUUAAUACCCAGGAUGAGAAUGGUUACACGGCUUUAACAUGGGCAGCUCGUCAGGGUCAUAAAAAUAUUGUUUUGAAGUUACUUGAACUUGGAGCUAACAAAAUGCUGCAAACUAAAGAUGGGAAAACAGCAAGUGAGAUUGCAAAGAGAAAUAAACACCCGGAGAUCUUUACCUUGCUUUCUUUUACAUUAAAUCCAUUGGAUGGAAAGCUUCAUCAUCUGACUAAGGAAGAAAGUAUUCGAAAGCUAUUGACAACCAAUUCUGAGAAAGAGAAAGAGAAUAUAUUUAGUUCAUAUACAGCAUUUGGAGAACUGGAUGUAUUUUUACAUGGUCUUGGACUUGAACACAUGACAGAUUUAUUAAAGGUGCCCAAAGUAUGUGAAAUGGAGCUUAGUGGUGAUGAGUUCCUCAGUUUCCUUCUGAAAUUAAACAAACAAUGUGGACAUUUAAUAACAGCAGUUCAGAAUAUCAUUACUGAGUUACCUGUAAAUUCUCACAAGAUAGUGCUUGAAUGGGCUUCACCCCAGAAUUUUACUUCUGUUUGUGAAGAACUGGUUAGUAAUGUUGAAGAUUUGAGUAAUGAAGUCUGCAAGCUAAAAGCCUUAAUUCAAAAGUUACAGAGUGAACGGGAGAGUGAUCCAACUCACGUGCCCUCCGUGGAAGAAGUCUCCCCGUGGGGCAGUAGGAUUCUGAGGCGGACAGCCGUUGCAGUGUGUGGAUUUGGGCUUCUCCUUUUCAUAUGCAAGUUAACUUUACAGAAAAAAUAA